AUGAUCGGAAAGGAGAAGGGAGGCACUCGUGCCGUAGUCAAAAAUGGCGUUCCCCAUUAUCUAGGUCUGACGGGCGACCGACUCAUUUUCGCCAUCACUCUGACCGCUACAUGCGGCUUUCAGCUGUUUGGAUAUGACCAAGGCGUCAUGUCUGGCAUCAUCUCUGCACCUCAAUUUUACAGAGUGUUCCCCGACCUCAACCCUGAGAUCAACCCCUCAGGUUUUUCUACUAUGCAGGCCUUCUACACAGCCAUCUACGAGGUCGGUUGUCUCGGUGGGGCGUUCUUCGCUCUGAUGUACGGCAACAAGCUGGGGCGACGCCGUAAUAUCCUCCUCGGUGGACUCUUCGUUGUCAUUGGCACCCUUAUUCAGAUCACCACCAUGCCUGGUCACAAGGCAGGCCAUCAGUUCGUUAUAGGCCGCAUUGUCACCGGUUUCGGCAACGGUCUUAAUACCGCUACCAUCCCCUCAUGGCAAGCCGAGUGCUCAAAGUCCCAUAACCGCGGUCUACACAUAUGUAUUGAGGCCUCGAUGAUCGCCAUCGGCACGGUCAUCGCGUAUUGGAUCGACUUUGGGCUCAGCUUCGUCGACUCUUCGUUAUCUUGGCGCUUGCCUAUUGGUCUACAAAUGAUAUUUGUAGUCUUCCUCUACAUCGGAGUCCUGUCCCUGCCCGAAUCGCCUCGCUGGCUUUUGUCCACGGGGUACGAAGCUGAAGGCGAGCGCGUCGUGGCGGCGCUCGCGAACUCGCCUAUCGACUCGGAGGAGACUCAGCUGGACAAGCGCGUUAUCCUCGAGUCUGUCCAAUCGAUGUCGUCGGGCGACCUCAAGCCCAGCGAUGUCCUCACGUCCGGACCUACGCAGCAUCUGCGCCGGACUCUACUCGGGUGCUCCAGUCAAUUUUUCCAGCAGAUCGGAGGCUGCAAUGCCGUCAUCUACUUUGCCCCGGUUAUCUUCCAGCAGUAUAUUGGUCUCGAUCGUCAAUUGGCAUUGAUCUUGGGCGGCGUUAACGUGACCGUGUACGCGCUCUCUGCCCUCCUCUCGUAUCCUAUGAUCGAGCGCGUUGGCCGGAGACCUAUGUUCUUCUGGGGAAGCGUCGGCCAGGGCGUGUCCAUGCUCAUCUCGAGUCUCUGCCUCAUCAAGUACAACGUUUACCACGACCAGAGCGAUCAUAUCAUCUACGGCGCCGUAUUCGGCCUCUUCCUCUUCCUCAUCUUCUUCGGCUGCACAUGGCUUGAGCUUCCUUGGCUUUACCCCGCUGAGGUCAACCCUCUCCGCAUUCGUACUAAUGCGAACGCUAUGUCUACAAUGACGAACUGGUCUUGGAAUUUUGCCGUCGUCAUGUGGACUCCCCCCAUGCUCGCCAAACUCGGCGGUUUCGGUACCUUCUUGUUUUUCGCGAUCAUCAACUUUUGUUUCUGCCCCAUCAUCUACGCCUUCUACCCAGAGACCAAGGGGCGCUCGCUCGAGGAGAUCGACGUGUUCUUCGCAAAGGCGUACACAGAGCGCGCGUGGUACGUGCGCGUCGCGGAGGAGAUGCCGCGGCUGUCGCCCUCCGAGAUCGAGGCGGAGGGCCGCAAGUACGGACUCGGCGGCAUCGGGUUCGACACGGAGAAGGCGGGCGAUAACGGCAUGCCGACGUCGGUGCGCUCGUCGCGGGAGGACGAGAAGAAGCCGGACGUGCAGUGA
Molecule: messenger RNA, 1686 nt
Organism: Heterobasidion irregulare TC 32-1
Lineage: Eukaryota; Fungi; Basidiomycota; Agaricomycetes; Russulales; Bondarzewiaceae
Product: MFS sugar transporter
Exons: 7
Coding region: 1-1686 (561 amino acids)
Biological process (GO): transmembrane transport; carbohydrate transport
Cellular component (GO): membrane
Molecular function (GO): carbohydrate:proton symporter activity
Source: RefSeq, a predicted model, not a curated record